CGCCCAUUUUAAAUCGUCACAAAUUUCGGCCCGCGCAUGAUCAUUCCCCUUGGGGCGUGACGUCUUUAUCAUUUGCAUAAAACCAGUUGAGUGAGCUUGUGACGGUGUGCAAGGCGGCCCCUUCCUCUCCCGACACUCUGCAUAAUUGGGCAAGUGUUAACCGUCUCUGGCAUUCCAAGACAAUUUUUCCAGAAAGCCGGCAUCCCUUUGUAGGCUCUGAGGCAAGCGGUGGAGGCUCGAUACUAUGUGUGAAAGGAUGGAAGCUGUGAAGAAGAAGCUGGCGAAUCUGCGGCAAGAGGCCGAACUCGCCAAGGAAAAGUGCGAAGAAGCCGAGAACGCCAGGAAAGAGGCAGAAGACCGGGCGGAACAGGCCGAGAAUGACAUCGAGAGCUUGAGGAGAAAGAUGCAGCUGCUUGAAGCGGACUUGGACACCGCGGAGACCAGCCUCAAGGAAACCAACGAGAGAAACCAGGAACUAGAGUCAAGGCUCGACGAGGCCGAAAGGUCAAGACAAGCACUAGAGCACAGGAGCACCACAGAGGACGACAAGUCGUCGCAGAUGGAAACUGAUCUCAAGCUAGCGAAGGAGGCAAAAGAGGAGAUGGAACUCAAGUAUGAAGAGGUCAGUAGGAAACUAGUCAUGGCGGAACAGCAGCUGGAUAAUAUGGAAGAUAAAUACAAAGAAGCUGAGCAGCGAGUGAAGGCGUUGGAAGAGGAGUUACAGAUCACAGGAGACCAGGUCAGGUCCUUGGAGUCCAGCCAGAACAGGGGAGAGGAUGAGGAGAACAGCCUGCAGAGCCGGUACAGAGAGCUACAGGACACCCAGAGAGAGACCGAAACUCGUGCUGAAGCAGCCGAAAGGAAAAUACAACUGAUGGAGACAGAAAUAUCAAAGUUAGAAGACCAAUUAGAAGAAGUGAAAGAGAAGUACCAGGGAGCAAAGGCUGAUCUGGAUGCAGCUCUGAACGAACUCAACGAAAUGUAGCUAUGGAAUGAAAGAGGGAACUGUGUAGUAAUACUAGAUACCGGAUGUACGACGUGACCGCGGGUUCUUGUUUCAUGCCAGGCAACCGAAAGUCUUCCACCAUAACUUGUUUAUGUUACACCAGACCACUCAGACAGUAGAGCAACUUUUAGUGACAUUAACAUAACGGGCUCAUUUAUUCAGAAAAAAAAACGGAUAAACAUACAUAUUUCAGCACUAGUAGGGUUCUUUGAUACGUAUGUAUGACACCAUGUAGCAUCAAAAUCUAUAAGCAAAAUGGUUUCUCAUCCAGGCAGAGUAAGUUUGGUUAUCAUUUGUGUAUCCUGUGCCCAUGUUCAAUACGUUCAGCUGUCAUUGCAACCUUAACCAUAUUUUCAUACGGAAAAGUAUUGAAAGGCGAAGAGAUUUAUCUUCGGACACAGUUUGUCUAAUGCGGCUACAAAGUUCAAAGUUGCAAACUCGCACCUUAUUAACCACUUGGUUAUAUCCUUAAAUUUAUUAUAAUGAAUGGGAAGAUUAUGGGGGGAUUUCGAGAGAUUUGGCACUGUUUACUCCGUUUGUUGCCUUCCGACAUUCCUACAAAAGAUGUCUUUUUGUAAUGGUUGGUCACUCCAUGCUCUAUGUACUAGGAUAGAAACGAGAACGCUCGCAGUGACAAACACGAGAAAUGGUGUUUGGGAACAAGAAUGCCAAGUUGACGACUUUUAAUCGCUUUUUACAGUGUAAUUUUAAUAAGCCAUUUUUAGCAAUAUUGUAAGCGAAUCGCAAUGCCACAACGUAAGACAUUCGUGGUGUAUUAUAGUUGUUAGCACUUGUCAAUGUUACUCCCUGGGGACAGCUGAGGGAUAAGAAUAAGACAUUUGUUCGCCACGAACUGAAGACACUUGCCUGUAGCUAUACCUUAUCAUGAAAUGUUAAUCUACCACUACCAGUUACGUGAUCAAAGUGUACAGAAUGCAUGGGAGGCCAGGGCUGACUGCAUCGUAAAUAAUUGUAGAACAUUUGAUAUCGUUUGAAUGAAAGAAAGAGCGAGAUCGGAAGACUUACAGGAAAGAAAAUAUUGGAGAAAUAUUGGCAAGUGCUCUCAAGUUGAAUUUGUCCGCGUGUAAAGGGAAUUAUGACGUAAGUUGGGGUAGAUGGUGACUGUAGAUUUGUGGUAGUUUUGUAUAAUGGUAGAGAUCGAUACAUCAUCGGAAAAUAUUUGUGACGUAAAAUUCUUCAUCCGUUACUGUUGUUUUGUCUGUACUUUUGUGCGUGGCGGUUUCAACUUAAGUUGGCAACAUUUGUCAAUAAAUGUCAUUAGUACUUCA
Molecule: messenger RNA, 2295 nt
Organism: Branchiostoma floridae (Florida lancelet)
Lineage: Eukaryota; Metazoa; Chordata; Leptocardii; Amphioxiformes; Branchiostomatidae
Product: tropomyosin-like
Exons: 12
Coding region: 245-985 (246 amino acids)
Biological process (GO): actin filament organization; muscle contraction
Cellular component (GO): actin filament
Molecular function (GO): actin filament binding
Source: RefSeq, a predicted model, not a curated record